AUGAAGAGAAGAAAAACAAACAAGCGAUCUAUCCCGAAGGGAUUUAUUUCUUUGUUUAAGAUUCAGAGAAAGCGCAAUGUUUUGCGCCUUGAUACGAGUUUAGCAGAGCGAAGUGGGAAUUAUGAAUUCAGAAGUAUGCCCCUACCAAAACUUCCGGAACCCAGUGAGGAAUUGAAAAAAGUACUACUAAGAUAUAAUAUAGUAAAAGAGUUGGCCCCACUCCAGGAACAGAAGAGAAAAAAGCUACGACCUAAAUUAAAAUUGAAACCUAUUAACUCGUUCAUGGCAUUUAGAUCUUUCUACACAAAAUCAAUAUCAAACCCGGAAUACCAAAGAGAACUUUCAUGCCUACUAGCACAAAUUUGGAUAGAUGAACCAAAUAAAGCUAUUUGGAAUCAAUAUACUGAAUCAUAUAACCAGUAUAUAUUGAGCCUGGGUGCGAAGUAUAAUUUCGUCAAUUGGUUGUGCAAAAUGUUAGAUAUAGAAGCAGAGAACAAUAACACCGAUCUUAGUAACAGAGCAAAUGAAACAAUCCUUUCAGGGACUGUUGAGGAUAUAUAUAUGUUUAAUUAAAAUAUACAAUCUCUAGAUAAAAUAAAUUCUAGAUAGGAUUUCAGUGGGCUUUAUCCACAGAAACAGGCGGAGGAGACAUUGUGCUGCGUGGUCUUUUUUGACUAUCACUAUCUACAUUCUUCUUUCUUUUCUUUCCUGAUUUUAUAGGUCUAGCCUCACCUUCGAUAUAGACGUCGCUUGGAAGGUCAAAUAGUUUAACAUUCUUAAUCUGAAUAAAAUUUAUUUGUUCAUUAUAGGUGGGUGCAUUCUUGCAUACACCAUAAAAUUCCGAGCAAGGAUUCUGUAUAUCUAAUUUCUUAACACCUUCGGUUGGCUUUGACAAUUUUAGUUCCAACCCAACGAAAAGCUUGGUCAAAUGUAUCUGUUUUGCCUCAUUAUCACCCAGCUCUGGCUUCUGGAGAGUGCUAAGAAAAGAUUCACCCAGCAACGUUCCAUACGAAUUAAUCACAUCCAUAUGGUUAUUUUCUCCAAGAAUAUAUGAAUCGCUAAAAUCCUUAACAUACGGAUGGGCUAAUUCUAUGCCAUCAGUAACUUCUAAUUUUAGCACAAGAUGUCUUAAUUUACUUUCCACUAAUCCACUCCAUUUUAAAUGCUCUUCGUCAGAAGACGUCGUGGCAGCAACUAUGCAAAGGUAAAAUUUAUAUUUGUGAAAAAAAUCAUGUCUCUCCAAUAAAGCUGACCAUGAACUCUUGCCCAAAUUAAUUUGGUUCAUCACCUCCGCUCCUCUUGCUAACUCCGACAUAAUCACUUUCUGGGUGGAACUAGUAAUAUUAUGAGUAGCACACAUCGAAGGAUAAGCAGGUGUAAUAACUGGCAUUCUAUGAAGACGAUCGUGAGGAUACAACCUGGGGUUCCAUACCCUUACUUGAAGUGGACCAUCUUCUAUCGGUUUUAACAAUACUGGUUGUGGCCAAUUCCAUUUCGUAUAAAUAUUGAAGAAUUUUUCGACAAUAACCGCACUAACAGCGUUGGGAUAUAAUUGACAAAUUCGUGCAACUAACAUAGCCCAGGCAACACCCCCAGGAAAACCAAAUACAUUACCAUAUACAGCUCUCUGUUGAGCCCAGAGCUUAAUACAACGUAAUGCAUGUUUGAAUACAGUUGGUUUUGGAACUAAUUGCAAAAUUUCAUCAGUUACCCGAGUUCCAUUUAAUGAUCGAAGGUCUCGUUCAUCAAUAUUUUUCAAAAGAUUUUUAUCAUCCAAUGUCAUGUCCAAAGGUACGCGGGGUACGUUAAGUCUAGCAAGAAUUAAAUCAAUAGAGAUCCCGUCAAAUUCAAUUUUGAUAAUUGGAACAAAUGCAUCUGGAACUGAAGCGAUCUCCUGUAGUUCUGGCCUUUUUCGAAUUAUUUGUUCAAAGACGGUGAAGAAAUCUUCUCUUGUAACAUGUUUUGGAACUACUACUAAAGUAUCAAUAUCUGAUCCCGGACCAUAAACACCUAGUCUGUAAGAUCCGAAUGUGAAAACUUUUCCUCCUGCAUCCUUAGCCAUUCCGUCACUCAUAUUCUUACUUUUUGAAACUGUGUAAACAAAUUCUUGAACCAUUUUCUGAAAUAAUGCAAGAACCUCUGCUCGUUUUUUGGUAGCCAGUUCAUUUUCAAAUGACCCACGGUUCUUUAGCUCUUGAAUAAGUGAGUCAUUAAGACUGUUUUCUCUUGGAGUGGGGUUUGCAGUUGAUAUUGGGUCCGUAACCCCGUAGGCUUUACCAUUCAUAUGUGUUGCUGUGCCUGU
Spathaspora passalidarum NRRL Y-27907 is the source of this 2302-nucleotide messenger RNA. RefSeq lists its product as uncharacterized. The coding region runs from base 1 to 573 and encodes 190 amino acids. NCBI's taxonomy places the organism in Eukaryota, Fungi, Ascomycota, Pichiomycetes, Serinales, Debaryomycetaceae. The record is from RefSeq and is a predicted model, not a curated record. Gene Ontology annotation, biological process: positive regulation of mating-type specific transcription, DNA-templated. The transcript has a single exon. Gene Ontology annotation, molecular function: DNA binding, bending. Gene Ontology annotation, cellular component: nucleus.